Molecule: messenger RNA, 2796 nt
Organism: Mytilus trossulus (common blue mussel)
Lineage: Eukaryota; Metazoa; Mollusca; Bivalvia; Mytilida; Mytilidae
Product: homeobox protein 2-like
Exons: 2
Coding region: 63-2729 (888 amino acids)
Source: RefSeq, a predicted model, not a curated record
CCAACGACAGGUGCCACGACCUCUUACAUGGCGGAAGAAAGUUCAAGACAUAAGUGAGAAAAAUGACAGUUUUUACCAUCUUUGUUGGAAUUCUAGUAUCAGGAUGUUAUUGUUUUUCACUACCAGGUCUGCAAAAUGUCCAGACAGAUGAUAAUUUCACUAAAACUUUUGGAAUUAUACCAGGAAAAAACAUAUAUAAAAAGACAGAUCCAAAUCAUUCAAUCGACACAGAACAACUUGGGGAACAUGUACUCUCGUCCCAGGAAAAAGUUCCCACUUCCGUCUCAAAUCAUGGUAGUCUUGCAACAACGCUGAAUCAACUAUCUGGUAUGUCGGCACUUCAGUUGCUGAAGAUUCUAGGAGUACAACUUGGAAGUAAUGCACCUCUCAACAUCAAUACAAACGCCAUUAUCCAUCGACAGCCACAAAACAAUGUUCAAAAGCAGCAAUAUUAUACAGGAGAACCAUUGAAACCAACAAUGAAAACACUUUCAAACUAUGGACAAAAAACCGGAAGUUUUAUGCCAAUGCUGGACAAACAGAUCAAAGGUUAUGUUUCUACUGAAACUGAUAACAACAUUUUAAGUAAACCACAGCAAAUGAGCAAUGCUGGAAAGUCAAAUACUCAGCAACAAGUGAGUCCAGUUUUCAUGAUGACGUCGGGAAUGGGUGGAAUAAGCUUCCCUGAUACGUCUUCAAUACAACAGCCAUCUGGUUCUACUCAUGAAGAUAAUAAAGCUAAAUUGUUUGACCCUGAUGCUCUGAUGCAAGAAAUGAUGAGCUCCUCUUCAUCCUCACUAGGUGCUGGGAAAUAUAUGGUAAAACAGAAUGUUUCUCCACAAAAUUGGGCACCUAAUCAACAGAACCAUAUGCAAACGAAUACCAAAAACAGUCCAGGCACGUUUAAUUCUAUGCAUGGACAAACAUCUAUCAACUUCAACCCCGAUUCAUUCAACAACGUAAAAAUGAAUUUUCAACCAGAUGCACUCUUGCUAUUUGUUAAUAAAGAGACACCACAUAUAAGUAACAAACUUACAUAUAAUCCUGAUAUACUUAACAACUACCAUGGAAAGUUUAAACCUGGACAAAUGUUCCAAGUUGAAGAUAUGAAUACGCCGCUACCACCUGUACAUCAAAGUUUAUUCAAUGCCGACACUUUAAACAAAAAGUUGAUGAGCAGUGUCAAAAAUUCAGAGGACCCAAAUCCUAACAGUGAAAACACAGCAACUUCAUUGGAGUCCAAAAUUGUCCCGCAACCGUCAUUGAAGAAAAUGUCAGGCUUUGUACCUGGCUUACUUUUUCCUGGGUUUAAACCUGAUAAUGAUGAGCGAGGGAAUCACUUUUCGGAAUAUGACACCAACUUUGUAGAAAGAGCAGAGGACAUUAAGAAAAGCACCAAGCCUAGAUAUGCUUUUGUAGAUAUGUUAUCAGAUUUACCAGCAGACCCUGACUAUUCAGUUAAUCAGGGAAACCAAACAAAUCAAACUGCAGUUGCACCAACUGGCCAAUCAGAGACAACAAUUACAGGCAGUAUGGACACAACAACUCAAGGGACUACUAUAGUGCCCACAACUUCAACUGAUAUGCAUGAAAACCAUAGUGAGCCCGGUAAAUUUAUGCCUGCUCAGUCGAACAGCCCUCAAAAUGGGUUUGUUCCUGGUUCUUUGACAGGAGAUGGCCGAACAUUACAAAUGAUGGUAAAUAAAGGAAUGUAUAACCCUAACGUGGUCAAUCAGCAGGCUUUCGUAAUGAAUAACAAUCAGAAUACAGGAUCGUCAAAUGUCAACAAUAACACAACGCAUCAGACGUCGAAUAGUUUCGGGAUGACGUUUAAUUUUAAUCCUUCGUCAGUUAACCAAGCAAAAAUGAGUUUCAACACUAAUCAGCAAAUUGGAAUGGAUGGUUCGAGUGGGUCGACGUCAAACAACUACAAUACAUUUUAUGAUCCAAAUAAAGUAAAUCAAAAUUCAUAUAUCAACCCAUUCGACAAGGCCCAGACGAAUAUGAACAACAUGUCAACAGGGCAGUAUGAUAAUUCACAGUUCUUAGGAAAUUUUGACGCUAACCAGGUAAACAGGGGGAUUAUGGGAAAUUCAAGAAAUAGUACGCAAAAUAGUAUGCAUUCUGGGUUUGGUGGACAAUUUAACCCAACAGAAGUAAAUAAAGCAUAUUUUAAUCCAAAUGUGGUAAAUAAAGAGAGAAUGAACUUUAACCCUUCUAAAAUGUUGGAAUCUAAUGCUGGCUAUGACAAGAAAACAGCCGAAAGUUAUACAUUUGAUCCGAAUAAAGUCAAUGAUAUACAUGUGAAUUUUAUUCCUCCUUUUCUUCAAGACAAUAAAAACUCAAGUACAGGGAACAGUUCAGGUUCUGGAUUUAUCCCUGGUCUUCUGUCUGGAGGUAAAGAUAAUAGUGGUGUGUUUGAUCCGAGUAAAAUGGAGGCUGGCAUGUUGUUUAAUCCAAACGCAAUGAUGAAUACGAACAAAAAUACGACAGAAAAUAGAGGCAACUCAGAUAAAAGUCAAACGAAUAUGAUGUUUAAUCCUUCAGCUAUGAUCGGUAACAUGAAGGGUUUGAUCUCGGGAGCAAGUUUUGAUCCAAAUGCAGUAAACAAAAUUAACAUGAAUUUCAGUCCUAAUGAAAUGAUGAAACAAGUCGCUGGAAGCGACGAAGGGACAACCAGGACCAAUAAUUCUGUAAUUGGUUAUGGAAACGAUGAAAAAGUUAAAUAAAGACUGUUAUCGAACAAACACAAGAAUAGAUUUUAUGUUUUUUUCUUUCUCACUUAAACAAUGUGUU